Magnusiomyces paraingens is the source of this 1209-nucleotide messenger RNA. Its product is annotated as mitochondrial 54S ribosomal protein bL27m. The transcript is spliced from 2 exons. Gene Ontology annotation, biological process: translation. Bases 1 to 1209 code for a protein of 402 amino acids. Gene Ontology annotation, cellular component: ribosome; mitochondrial large ribosomal subunit. Gene Ontology annotation, molecular function: structural constituent of ribosome. The record is from RefSeq and is a predicted model, not a curated record. Lineage: Eukaryota; Fungi; Ascomycota; Dipodascomycetes; Dipodascales; Dipodascaceae.
AUGUCCCGAACCUUCAUCUCAACACUGAGAACUCAGUUCUCUAAGCCCAUCGGUAUUUCGGGCCCUACUGUCCAGCUUCUCUCUGGUGCAUCCUCCUCUUCCAUCACCGCUGCUAAGCAGUCCGUUCAGCUUUCAUCGCCUGUCCUCACUUUUGUUCGUCAUGCCACUAAGCGUGCCGCCGGUUCUAAGACCAGUAACAAGGAUUCUCGUGGUAGACGUCUUGGUUCUAAGAAGAGUGAUGGCCAGCAGGUUCAAGUUGGUGAAAUCAUUUACAGACAACGCGGCACUAAGAUUUACCCCGGUGAAAAUGUCGGCAUUGGUAAGGACCAUACUCUGUAUGCCCUCGAACCCGGUUACGUUCGUUUUUACCUCGACCCCUUCCACCCCAAGCGCAAGUUUGCUGGUGUCGUUCUCAAUAAGAUUCACCGCCUGCCCACUCCUCACUUUUUCCCUACAAACCGCAGAUUUGGCCGUGCCGAGAUUGUCGACCCUAAUGCCGCUGAAGCUGAACGUGACAACAUGUCUCGCAAGGAAUACCUUCUCCAAGAUUCUCUCUCCAAGCAGAAGGAAGAACGUGUUGCCAACCGUGUUGAAAAGCGUGCUAGAAUUACCGCCGAUCUUCAAAAACUUGUCCCUGGUCUUGAGGGUACUGAACUCGAAUCUGCUAUUGACUACCUUGUCACUGUCCGUGUCUACCUUUCUGGUGGCCGCUCUAUUGAUGAGUCCCACAAGUUUGCUCUUCGUGAAUACAAACUUGACACCAAUAUUGACAAGGUUGCCGGCCGUAUCACUGAGGAAGAGCUUGCUUCCAAGAUUGCUGCCAAAGAAGCUGUGAUUGCCAAGCUCAUUAAUACCGUCGCCUUCAACCCUGAGUUCAAUCUUACUAAAUACCUUACCAAGGAGGAAACUGCUGCCCUGAGACAGGAGAAGAUUGCCGCUAUUAAGGCUCUUUAUGAAGCCGGCCCCAUUACCCCCAAGAGCAAAAAGGAAAUCAUGAAGCUUAUUAAUUCGGACUGUUUCCCUAUAGGAUACCGGGUCGACUUGAAGAGACGUUAUCUCAAGACCAUCAAGCCCAGACGGGAACUCGACCUCAACCUUAAGAAGGCUGAAAUUCUUGAGCUUGAGAAGAAGAAGAAGGGCUCUGUCAUCAAGCGUUGGAAUUACCAGGCCGAGCACGUUCACCUUGACUUUGUUCCCAAGUCUGCGUAA